Molecule: messenger RNA, 3045 nt
Organism: Aphanomyces invadans
Lineage: Eukaryota; Oomycota; Saprolegniomycetes; Saprolegniales; Verrucalvaceae
Exons: 21
Coding region: 1-3045 (1014 amino acids)
Biological process (GO): protein sumoylation
Cellular component (GO): SUMO activating enzyme complex; cytoplasm
Molecular function (GO): SUMO activating enzyme activity
Source: RefSeq, a predicted model, not a curated record
AUGGCCGAACCGACACCGUCGCCAGUGACUCCGAAGGAGUACUACACGCGCCCGCUGCUCCUCUUCGGCUCGACAUGGAUGAAAUCGAUAACGACGAUGCAAGUUCUCGUGGUUGGGUUGCGCGGAGUUGGAGUCGACAUCGUGCGCACGCUCUUGGGCCAUGGCCUCAAGUCCGUCACGAUCCACGACGAUGACUGCGUCUGCGACGACGACGUUGCAUCGCAUCCUGUAUAUGCUCGAAUGGAUGUGGGCAGGAAGAAAUCGUCCGCCGUCAAGGACAAGCUCAGCGGCAUCGCUCCAUCGACAGUCCUUCUCACGCUCUCGGGGACGCUCACGUCGGAACUGCUCCUGCAUUACCAUGCGGUGGUGUUUUCGAGCGGGCCGAUGUCGCGCGAAGAAAUCGUGGGGCUGAGUGAAUUUUGCCACGCACAGACUCCCCCGAUUGCCGUCGUGGUGGCGGAGAGCCGAGGGUUGCUCGGGUCGGUCUUUGUCGAUUUCGGGCCCCAUCACAUGGCCAUGGAGGACGAAAGUGCCGCGUUUACAGUGGUUCAGAUGGACGUUGGCGCGGGCAACGUGGUCGUGCAAGAGCAAUGCGUUCACUUGAUGCUGCAGCCAGGGGACUUGGUCGAGUUUGCCUUUGCCCGCCAGUCUGGAACGGACGGCGUGACCAGCGACUUGACGUGGCUCGAUCGGCGGCAGUUUUCGAUUGCUCAAGUCGCGCCGCCAUCGACAGUGCACGUCAACUUUGGCGUGUCGCCGCUGUUUGUGUUUGAUUUGACCCAGCACUCGCGGCUCCGGGUCAAGAGAGUUCGUGGCUCGCGGGCCAUUCACCACACAUCGUUUCGGGAAAAUAUCAUCGCACCGCGCCUCGUCCAUGGCCCCAACCGCUCUUCCUCGAAUGAAGAGAGACCCGCUCAACUACACGCCAUCAUGCAAGGCUUGUACGCUUACCGUCAGCUCCACGGGUUCUUUCCCCAGUCCAACAACGUCCACCACGCGCUGGAAAUUCUGAGCUUGACAAGGGACUUUAUUGCCAAAACGACUGCUGCCGCCCAGUUUGGACCAACCGUAGUGCCGUCCAAGCCCGUGCCGGACGUGCUCGUGCACGACGUAGCUCGUGUUGCAUCAACUGAAUUCGCCCCGCUCAGUGCCUUGGUGGCAGGCCUGGCAUGUCGUGAGCUCGUCAAGUUCUGCGGGUUUGGCUGUCCUGUGUCGCAGCUGUUGUACCUCGACUUGGUCGGCAUUCUUCCGAAAGACUUCAAGAAGGAGCGGGUGUUUCAUGACCCAGCAGGACUAUCGUCCGACAGCAAUGCCAUGGCAUUAUUUGGGCGCGCGGCCGUGGACCGCCUGCGAGAUGCUCGCGUGGUUGUGGUGGGAUGUGGUUCCGUGGGCUGUCAAGUUGUCGAGAACUUAACUCGAAUCGGCGUGAAAAAUGGCGUCAUGGUCGACGGUGGUCGGGUCAAGCGGCAAGAUUUGGCCACGCAAUGUGGAUAUCGGGACGCCGACGUGGGGUCGAACAAAGCCCACGCUCUCCAAGUGCACCAUCCGUCGUGGACUGCGAUCCCUCUACAUUACCAGCAAUCUCAAAGCGUGCAUUUCAACGAGGCGUUUUGGCAGCCGACCGACGUUGUAGUGACGACUGUCGAUGCAAAUCACACGACAUUGCUCCUGGACGACGAGUGCUUCCUUUACAGCAAGCCAUUCGUUUUGGGCCAGUCGCACGGGUUGAAAGCAUUCACACAGUCGUUUGCUCCGCACGUGACGGAGCGGUGGGCCGAGUCAAAGCUCAAGACAGACCCCGCGUCAACGUCGCUGUUCCUGUUGGACCGCCUCGCCAUAUUCCGGGCGUCGAUUUCCCCAUCGCACAAAUCGCUCCCCCAUCAUGUAGACCACGCCACAGACCCAACUGCGUUUGAAAUCGACCACAUCGUGCAAUGGGCGCGCGCUGUGUUCGACAACACAUUUCAUCAAAGUCUUGUGUGCCUUCGAGCAGUCUGGACAGACAAAGUCGGAGCAUCUCGGGCCAAGAGGCGCGACCCCGCGUUUAUCCAACUGGCACACGACGCAUAUGAUCGGUACCAAGCGCUGACAUCGAUCUCGGCUUGUGUGGCGGCCGCGCAGUUUUUCUUAAAAGCGGUCUUGGCCCCCCAUGGCAUCGCAUUGAGCACUGCCACUCAUGGCGACCUCGUCGCUGUCGCUGCUGUGCUAUUCGGCCGCACCGUGUCGACAUUGCAACCGACUUGUCGUGACGUUAUCACUGCAGCCGUAGCUCCGUCUGCGCAGCCUGCGCUGUCACAAGAAGCGUUUCAGGCGAUGACAGCCAUUCAAAUGCAAUCCGUUGUGGAUCGCAUACGCCCCACGCCUUGCAACGUUAUGGACGAUGCCAACAUGCACGUGCACUUUGUCCAGCUCUUGGCCAACACCGUCGCCGCCGUGCACGGCAUCGCCCCGGCCUCAUUCUUUUGUUGUAAGGCGAUGUGUGGGUGCCGAGCAGAUUCGCUAGCCACGGCUACAAUUGUCGGCGCCCUCGCUGCAAUCGAAGCCACGAAAAUCUUGUUUCGGAAACCUACUGCAUUGCGGUCGUGCGAGUACGUCGGGUCCAGCGGGUCGCUGCACUUCCACACCCCUCGGCCACCAGCGGUCAUGGCAUCGACGUCCAUGGAUCGUUCACGGGGCAUGCCACUUCGCAUCUGCCCCGAAAACAUGACGCUGUGGCACAAGGUCGUGAUCCAGUGCACCGACAUCCCAAGGCUUAUCACUGUAGAAGACAUUCUGCGCCACUUGAAGGCGCUGUACGAAGUUCACGUCGAACGGCUCACGUGCCACAACAUGGAUAUCUAUGCGGCAAACGACCCCACGUCGCUGAAAUCAAACGUGUUUGAGACGUGCGCGGCGGUAAGCCAUGCUGUUCCGAUGAGAAAGCCACGCACGUUGCUGGUCACAGCGCUUUGCAAAGAUCACGACAGUGACGUGAUCUUGCCACCGAUACUUCUCCUCGCCCCGCCAGAGAUCAACAUCUCCCCCAGUCCGGGCGCCGACUGCUGA